AUGAAAUUUCAACAAACCCUAGUAUUCAUCACUUUUGUGACAAUGGUCUCAAUGUGCUAUGGACAUAUUGGUGGCGAGAUUUCUUUCCAGGACGUAAAUCCUCAGGUCUACUGUGGCAGAACCUUGGCAAGGGCUUUAGCUCUUCUGUGUUUUGAUGAGGGUGGUUACGAUAAACGAUCUCAAGCUAAUGAACAAAAAGAAACCAUGUAUGGGCCAUACUUAUUGCCAUACUUCAAAGACCAAGAGCCUCAACGGGGAUUACCCUGGAUGUCUUCCAAUAAGGCAAGAAGCAUGUCGCUUCCAUCUCGAGGCAAGCGUUACCCGGGCGUCGUCAGCGAAUGCUGUGAUAAGCCUUGCAGCAUCAACGAACUACUCACAUAUUGCUAA
Molecule: messenger RNA, 387 nt
Organism: Parnassius mnemosyne (clouded apollo)
Lineage: Eukaryota; Metazoa; Arthropoda; Insecta; Lepidoptera; Papilionidae
Source: the annotation of a GenBank genome assembly